CCAUUGCGGCGCCCCCUCAGCGCCGCCUCCCGCCUCCUGCGCCCGGCAUCGCCUCCCGCUCGCGCCGCUCCCGCCAUGACCGAUGCGGCCGUGUCCUUCGCCAAGGAUUUCCUUGCCGGCGGGGUGGCGGCCGCCAUCUCCAAGACCGCCGUCGCCCCCAUCGAGAGGGUCAAGCUGCUGCUGCAGGUGCAGCACGCCAGCAAGCAGAUCUCCGCCGACAAGCAGUACAAGGGCAUCAUCGACUGCGUGGUGCGCAUCCCGCGGGAGCAGGGCAUCCUCUCCUUCUGGCGCGGCAACCUGGCCAAUGUGAUCCGGUACUUCCCCACCCAGGCCCUCAACUUCGCCUUCAAGGAUAAGUACAAGGAGAUCUUCCUGGGCGGCGUGGACAAGCGAACCCAGUUCUGGCGGUACUUCGCCGGUAACCUGGCAUCCGGGGGUGCCGCCGGCGCGACCUCCCUCUGCUUCGUGUACCCCCUUGACUUUGCCCGAACCCGCCUGGCUGCGGAUGUGGGUAAAGCCGGGGCCGACCGGGAGUUCAGCGGGCUCGGUGACUGCCUGCUCAAAAUCUUCCGCUCAGAUGGCCUUAAGGGCCUGUACCAGGGCUUCAGCGUCUCUGUCCAGGGCAUCAUCAUCUACAGAGCCGCCUACUUUGGCAUUUACGACACCGCGAAGGGCAUGCUUCCAGACCCAAAGAACACCCACAUUGUUGUUAGCUGGAUGAUUGCUCAGACGGUCACUGCUGUGGCUGGUUUGGUCUCCUACCCUUUUGAUACAGUUCGUCGUCGCAUGAUGAUGCAGUCUGGCCGUAAAGGAGCUGACAUUAUGUACUCCGGCACUCUUGACUGCUGGCGGAAGAUUGCCCGGGAUGAGGGCUCCAAGGCCUUUUUCAAAGGUGCAUUGUCAAAUGUACUCCGAGGAAUGGGUGGUGCUUUUGUCUUAGUCUUGUAUGAUGAAAUCAAGAAGUAUACAUAAGUUGUUUCCUGUUGUGAACUGGCAUGUUGUUCUAUGUAAUCUAUGACCGUUCAUGGACUUGUUUGAAAAGCAUCUAGUUACUAAACAGUGGCGGCUGAUGUUUAUACAGGUUGGCAUGGGGCAGGGGUGACUGCCUGCCCUGUCUUUAUCAAGCUGUUCCCCCUGAGGGACUCAUGAUGGUUUCUAUUUCAGUCACUCCUGCUUAAACAGUACAGAGAAAUAAAAAUCUGAAACCAA
This is a messenger RNA of Catharus ustulatus (Swainson's thrush), 1209 nucleotides long. It is a transcript of the gene SLC25A5, whose product is annotated as solute carrier family 25 member 5. NCBI's taxonomy places the organism in Eukaryota, Metazoa, Chordata, Aves, Passeriformes, Turdidae. The transcript is spliced from 4 exons. Gene Ontology annotation, biological process: mitochondrial ATP transmembrane transport; mitochondrial ADP transmembrane transport. The record is from RefSeq and is a predicted model, not a curated record. Gene Ontology annotation, molecular function: ATP:ADP antiporter activity. Gene Ontology annotation, cellular component: mitochondrial inner membrane. The coding region runs from base 76 to 972 and encodes 298 amino acids.